UCCCGUGGAGCAAUGAGCAAGAAAUGCAGCAAAAGCUCGUCUCCUCUCCUCUUGUGACCGAGGCAAGGGAGCAGAGCACUGCAGAAAACCAAACCCAGGGCUUUGUCACGGGGAGGAGAGCCCACGCCGGACCCAAUCGCGACCAGCCGCCCCCAACGAUCCAAAACCUCUCUCUCUCUCUCUCUCUCUCUCUCUCUUCUUCUCCUUCCUCCACACUCCACCACCCACGCACUCUCACUCCCCUCGACCUGGACCCCUCCAAAUGCCGGCGCUGACCCUCCGCCGCUCCUCCCCCAUUCCAUUGUUGCUUUUAUUGCUGUCCUUCUCAUCCCCCCUCUUCUUCUCCCCAAGCCCCGCAGCAACCGCCGUCGGAGAUUGCCCUUUGGAUUUUAGUUGGGCAAACUUCACAUUAGCUUCGGCUGCCUGCUCUGAUCCAACCCAGCGGGCUGCUUGCUGCCGCUACAUCAAUGCAUUUGUUGCCAUUUCCAUUGCUCGGUAUGCCAAUGCUACCGGUCGACUGGGGGUCCCGCCUGCCUUUGCUGAGAUCUGUCUCAGCGCAGUGUCUGAAACCUUCAAGUUACGGGGAAUCCCCACCGAUGCUGAUGUGUUUUGUGGGUUAGGCCCAAAAAUAAGGGUUUCGUAUCAGUGCGCUGGGCGGGACACCGUGCUGGAAAUGAUGCAAUCCCCAAAUUUCAAUGAUGUUAUUGGGAGCUGCAGGGGCCCUCUAUCCCUGGACAUUACCUGCAAGACAUGCUUGAAUUACGGCAUCGUUUACCUCCAUCAUCUCGUUGGGUCAGAUGAUAAUGUUGCCAUGAGUGUGUGCCGCAACGCAAUUUUUGUAACGCUUGCGACUCAAGAGGGUAUUCUUUCCUAUGAAGAUAUUGUCACAUGCUUCUUUGGUGUUCAAGGAAUCACCACCUUUCCAGGACCAUCGUCUUUCACAUCUACUCCGGCAUCCUCUCCAAAUGUUACUAUUGAUUCUCAAGCUCCAAAGAUCAAAAGUGUUCCACAGAAACAUCGCCAGCAUUACCGGAUUACAGUUAUUCCAGGGAUAGGGAUAGGGGUUAUAUUGCUUGCCGUGCUUUUGCAACUUAUCUUGGUCGUACUGAUUCGUAGAAAGACCACGGAAUUAAAGAAUGCCGACUUUCCUACUCAGAAUCCAGAAAACACUUUUCAUCAGAGUCAAUCUUGGAGAUGCCCAGAAGGUCAAUCACCAAUGUUCCAAAGGUAUAGCUACAAAGAAACAACGAAAGCAACGGACAAUUUCAGCACAGUUAUUGGAAAGGGAGGUUUUGGAACAGUCUAUAAAGCUCAAUUUAGUGAUGGCUCUAUAGCUGCGGUUAAAAGGAUGGACAAGGUUUCAAGACAAGCCGAAGAAGAAUUCUGUCGGGAAAUGGAACUGUUGGCUAGGUUGCAUCAUCGCCAUCUUGUGACCCUUAAGGGCUUCUGUAUUGAAAGGAAAGAAAGGUUUCUUGUGUACGAAUACAUGGCUAACGGAAGCCUAAAGGAUCACCUGCACUCGUCUGGAAGGAAGGCAUUAAGUUGGCAGACUAGACUACAGAUUGCGAUGGAUGUGGCAAAUGCUCUGGAGUAUCUUCAUUUCUUUUGUAACCCUCCACUCUGCCAUAGAGACAUCAAGUCGAGCAACAUUCUUUUAGAUGAGCAUUUUGUUGCCAAGGUUGCUGAUUUUGGCCUUGCACAUGCAUCAAGAACUGGUGCUGUCAGCUUUGAAACUGUGAACACAGAUAUACGAGGAACCCCAGGGUACAUGGAUCCUGAAUAUGUGGUAACGCAGGAAUUGACAGAGAAGAGUGAUAUAUACAGCUACGGUGUGCUUCUGCUGGAGCUUGUCACCGGUCGGAGGGCAAUCCAAGACAACAAGAACUUGGUUGAGUGGGCACAGAUGCAGCUAUCAUCUGGAGUGAUCCCUCCUGAAAUAGUAGACCCUGCGAUCAUGGACAUGGUUGACAUGGAUCAGCUGCAUUUGGUGGUUGGUAUUGUCCAGUGGUGCACCCAGAGAGAAGGUCAGCAAAGGCCAUCCAUCAGACAGGUGCUAAGGAUGCUCUCGGAGAGGCUGGAUCCAGGGAAUGGCAGCUUUGGUGAGGGCAUGGAAGAUGCAGAAGGGGGGUUUUAUCGUCGGAGCAGCAAAUGUGGUGUCCACCGGAACGAAGUGAUCCCCCAUAGUGGUGACAUGAGGUCUCUUCACUCCUCAUCGAGCACAACAAGAUCUUACUGCAGCCGCAGCAUGUUGCUUGAAAGUGGCCAGACUCAGUCUCCUCCAGAAACUCUCUGAUGGCGCCUCCUUUCGGUUUCGAUAUAGGUGUGAAAUUUUGUCCUACUGGUAACCUCAAGGUUUUUGUCAGUUGAGAAUGUUCACGCUGAAGCGACUGGUAGUGUGCAAGUUAUAACAACAGGCGCUUGCUUGUUGAUCAAAAUUUCAGUUUUAUGAGGCAGCAAUUUUUGUCAGAGAAAGUAACUGCUGUAAUAUAUAAUUUCUUGUGUGUAGCAGAAAAAUACUGCAGUUUGUGUUCAGAAGAUGGAAGCAUAAACUUACUUUUGGUAGAUCCUGGAACCAGAAGCAUGCGCGUCUGGUGUUG
This is a messenger RNA of Phragmites australis (common reed), 2597 nucleotides long. Its product is annotated as probable receptor-like protein kinase At1g49730. The coding region runs from base 263 to 2293 and encodes 676 amino acids. The transcript is spliced from 9 exons. Lineage: Eukaryota; Viridiplantae; Streptophyta; Magnoliopsida; Poales; Poaceae. Gene Ontology annotation, biological process: protein phosphorylation. Gene Ontology annotation, molecular function: ATP binding; protein kinase activity. The record is from RefSeq and is a predicted model, not a curated record.